Molecule: messenger RNA, 591 nt
Organism: Cyprinodon tularosa
Lineage: Eukaryota; Metazoa; Chordata; Actinopteri; Cyprinodontiformes; Cyprinodontidae
Product: histone H2B-like
Exons: 1
Coding region: 2-376 (124 amino acids)
Cellular component (GO): nucleosome
Molecular function (GO): DNA binding; structural constituent of chromatin; protein heterodimerization activity
Source: RefSeq, a predicted model, not a curated record
CAUGCCUGAACCCGCCAAGUCCGCCCCUAAGAAGGGCUCCAAGAAAGCCGUGACCAAGAGCGCCGCUAAAGGAGGCAAGAAGAGGAAGAGGAGCAGGAAGGAGAGCUACGCCAUCUACGUGUACAAGGUGCUGAAGCAGGUCCAUCCUGACACCGGCAUCUCCUCCAAGGCCAUGAGCAUCAUGAACUCGUUCGUCAACGACAUCUUUGAGCGCAUCGCCUCCGAGGCCUCCCGCCUGGCUCACUACAACAAGCGCUCCACCAUCACCUCCAGGGAGAUCCAGACCGCUGUGCGCCUCCUGCUGCCCGGUGAGCUGGCCAAGCACGCUGUGUCUGAGGGCACCAAGGCUGUCACCAAGUACACCAGCUCCAAGUAAAGCCCUCUGCUCCAUCACCGCAAACCCAACGGCUCUUUUCAGAGCCACACACCUCAUCUAAAGAGCUAUGAUCACCUAAACUAAAUUUUUAUUUCAGUUGUAAGCUAUGCUCAUGGUAGGAUGCUACCAUGAGCAACAGGAGUAAAAUUGUUUUGAUACUCCAUUGAUACUGUCUCACAGAAUACUGAUACCUGCUGGACAUCUAAAGACACUAC